Messenger RNA from Annulohypoxylon maeteangense, 1518 nucleotides. RefSeq names its product lytic polysaccharide monooxygenase. The transcript has 2 exons. Bases 476 to 1330 code for a protein of 284 amino acids. The record is from RefSeq and is a predicted model, not a curated record. Lineage: Eukaryota; Fungi; Ascomycota; Sordariomycetes; Xylariales; Hypoxylaceae.
CAACAUUUACAUAUUCGAGUUCCCAUGUGAACCAGUCUGUUAUAGAUUGACUACAUAGGAAGCUUAGGUGACCUAGCAGUUAAGAUGGUGUGGAGCAAUUGACCCCUAUUAUUAGACGACCCUAGAUCCUUCACCCAGUACUCUUUCUUGACACUUGCCUUUUAUGGACCGUUGGUCUCGUUGAAACAUGUUUAUACCAUGUUAGGGCCAUACGUAGAGACCGAGCGACAUAGAAAUAGGAUUGAGGCUGCGAGUUUGACGAUGUCUCUGAGAGAUCCGACGGUAUCGCCAAUAUCAUCCGUCAAUUACCUAGGUAUGUAUUUAAGGCACGGUGAGAAUUCCCCUUCAUUCCAACCCAUUUCCUUCAUCUGAUAGUCCAUCUGGCAUGCCAAGUUGCAAGUCAACCCAAUUUUUGUUUCACUUCAAUCAUUACUAUCGUUGACUUUCUCAUUCAAUUUGAUCACUUCUUCUCAAAAUGCCUUCUUUCUCUACUAUCAUCUUGGCUCUGGCAGCCGCAGGCGAGGUCCUGGGACAUGGCCAUGUUCGCAGAAUAAUCGCCAACGGAGUAACAUAUAAGGGUUUCGAGCGUUGGUCAAACGAUGACCAGAGCCAAGUCGUAUCCUGGCAUUUCACGACCGAAGACGAAGGCCCCGUUACAGCAUCCAACGUCAACAACCCUGACAUCAUAUGCCAUCGAGGCGCAACCAAUGCUAAGGGAUCGAUUCCAGUGGCUGCCGGAUCUCAGUUGCAAAUCGUGCGAUUUAACACGAUAGGCGGGUUUGAGCAUCCUGGCCCUGAGAUGCACUAUCUUGCCUCAUGUGGCGAUGCUGGCUGCGACAAAGUUGACAAGAACAACCUUCGAUUCUUCAAGUUCUACGAGAAAGGUCUUACCCAACCUGGCAUGGCAGAUAGCCCGACUUGGAACACUCAGAAGUGGGCUACUACGGAAGUCCACAAGAAGGUCCAGAAAGAGGGAGAUGGGUUCAUCGAUACCUUUACCGUCAAAAUCCCCUCCAACAUUAAACCAGGCUCUUACGUCCUUCGGCACGAAGUUCUUGGGCUGCAUAAGGCUCAUGAAGGCCAGGCCGAGUUCUAUCCUCAGUGCAUCAACCUUAAAAUCUCUGGCUCGGGUAACCAGCAACCCGCAGGAGUGCCGGCUACUCAGAUGUAUAAGAGCAGCGAUCCCGGUGUCGCCCUUAAUAUUUGGACAAACCUCCAGUCAUACAAAAUUCCCGGCCCGGCUCGUUCUAGUGCUUUCUCCAAAAGGGACUUAGAGACUGAAAGUGUUUCUAAGCGACACCCACGAGACCUCAAGCUACAUGAUAUUUAGAUUCGUUUUUUCAUUCGGGAUUUUCACGGUUCCGUUGUUGAUGGGAUGAUUUGGAUGUGUAUGAUGUGUUGGGAUUGGUAUUUGACGAGAUAACGAGGGGCGACCAGGACCGGUUCAAGAUGCUUACAUCCCCUACUUCCACAUACAUUCAAUUCUUAUUGUAUAUAUUAAAUGCAGUGUCAAUAUGC